AUGCCUCGCACCAGCACAUAUGCCAAGGAGGUCCCUCUCCCCGUCACCUACACCCCCACCACCCAUCGCAUCAGCAAGGCAAAGAAGGGCAAACGGGUCCAUGCGUGUCAAUAUCCCGGAUGUGCCAAGGUCUUUACCCGAGCCGAACACAGGAGACGGCAUGAGUUGAACCACAACCCCGAAGCCUUGUUCGGCUGCACGCAGGAUGGCUGCAACAAAGCCUUUCACCGUCCGGACCUGCUCGCGCGUCACAUGGAAAGACAUGACCUGGAAACGCAACUGGACACCGCAAGCUGGGAACAGCCCACCCAUGCGCCAGUAGUCGACGUCCCCUUCGUGCCCACCAAGGAAACCAACACCCAAGUGGAGACCGCCUCGCGGUACCUCGCCGUCACGAACUCCAUGUCCAUCGGGUCCCUCGUCGGGCCCGCCAUCCACCCCGACCUCCAAACCGACUACAGCAUGAUGUGGCCCAGCCAGGAGCACCAUCUGCACGCCGACCCCCACCCCCCGAUGUACCCCAGCCAUCACGUCCACGAGUCCGUCGAGGAGCACCGCUUCUACGCCACCCCGGAGAGCUGCCCGUCGCCGUCCUCCGACGGAACCUCCCUGUCGAUCCCGUCGCAUCCGCGCUCCUCGCUCUCCGCUACCCCCGUCGCCGUCAUCGACCACUACCCGGACACCAGCAGCGCCAACGGCACCAUCAUCGAGUCUACCCUGUCCUCCUCGCCUAUCCCCAUGCACGCUACUCACAUCCCUCACCACCAUCAUCAACCCCGCUGGGACGCCGAGCCUGCGCUGCCUCCCGUCCCGCUCAACGUCCACGACGCGAUCAUGCACCACCCCGUCGCCAUGCCUUGCUCUUACCCUUCGCCUUCGUGGCCCUCCACCCACCACCUCAGCUACGACGACACGCCGCACUACUCGCAUGAGAUGCCGUGGAGAUCGUGGACGAUGUAAUCCUUUCUUCUCAAUACGUCUGAAUCUGGGAUGUUCAAUCUAUCUACAUCCCACCAACAUAUACGAAAAGGCUAGUCUCCGGGAUCAGGAUCGACCAGUCGAUCCUCUUUUUCCUUUUCUUUUUUCCUUUUUUCUUUUCCUUUCUCAUGUUUGUUUAUGUCUGAUUCAUGUCCUGUUCCUUUUGUAUUUUGAUGAAAUUUUCCUUUGUCAUCGCCAGGCGCAUAAGUGGUGUUUGGAUUGGAGUGGUUGGUUGUUUGUUGUUGGUUGUCUGGUUGGUCGGGUUUAACGAACUAACUACUCUCCUUUGUUGUCAUGAGAUCUGACACUUUAUAUACCCAUGCUAUGUUAUUCUUUUUAUCUUUUCUGUUUGUAUAUGUGUGGUUCUUGUAUGUAUAUGC
Messenger RNA from Aspergillus campestris IBT 28561, 1358 nucleotides. RefSeq lists its product as uncharacterized. Gene Ontology annotation, cellular component: chromatin. Gene Ontology annotation, molecular function: DNA-binding transcription factor activity, RNA polymerase II-specific; RNA polymerase II cis-regulatory region sequence-specific DNA binding. Gene Ontology annotation, biological process: regulation of transcription by RNA polymerase II. The record is from RefSeq and is a predicted model, not a curated record. The transcript is spliced from 3 exons. NCBI's taxonomy places the organism in Eukaryota, Fungi, Ascomycota, Eurotiomycetes, Eurotiales, Aspergillaceae. The coding region runs from base 1 to 960 and encodes 319 amino acids.